Bipolaris maydis ATCC 48331 is the source of this 1374-nucleotide messenger RNA. Its product is annotated as major facilitator superfamily domain-containing protein. Gene Ontology annotation, biological process: transmembrane transport. Gene Ontology annotation, molecular function: transmembrane transporter activity. The record is from RefSeq and is a predicted model, not a curated record. Gene Ontology annotation, cellular component: membrane. NCBI's taxonomy places the organism in Eukaryota, Fungi, Ascomycota, Dothideomycetes, Pleosporales, Pleosporaceae.
AUGGGCGAGAAAAGCUCAUCGCACCGAGUCCACCCUAUUGACAGAGGAAUAAAGGCGUGGACCUUCCUGGCUGCAGCUUCGGCAACGAAUAUCAUAACCUAUGGAUUUUCUUCUACCUUUGGUGUUUUCCGCGAAUACUACUUCCGACAUGCUCCUUUUCAAGGCAGUCAGGAGGUUGCUUACGUGGGUCCUGUUGGUCUUGGUUUGAUCCAAGGACUUUCCCCGCUGCUGGUAUACUUUUGCAGCAAGUAUCCUACCAAAGUGACGCUCUUGCUGUGGUCUGGUGCUUUGUUAAUUGCAGCAUCUUCGAUUGGAGCAGCAUUUGCUACGACUCCAGCACAAUUGAUCCUGACGCUCGGUGUCCUGUAUGGCUUCGGUGGCAGCUUCAUCUUUGCUCCAGCCAUAGUCCUGAUAGACGGCUGGUUUGUGGAGAAAAGGACAUUGGCCAAUGGCAUUUUCUUCUCCGCCAGCAGCCUCGCGCCAGCAGUUCUCUCACCUCUAUUCUCACUCACACUAUAUCGCUACUCUCCCAAGGUUACUCUUAUAGGAUGGGCAGUAUUCUGCGCAUUCCUGUCUCUAAUAUCCUUGCCUUUCAUCCAAUCGCGUCAGCAUGCCCAGGAACCUACCAUUUUAACAGAAUCCUCGACGCCUGAUAGUGACAUUGAUAAGAAAAAGAGCACAGCGUAUCGUUUCUGGACACAGCCUUUAUUCUACAUCGUCUGUUUGACAACAAUCUCACAAGGUCUCGCGCAUUUUCUUCCAGCGUUGUACAUCCCUACGUUCGCCACUGACUUCGGCGCCUCGCAACGCAAUGCCUCGCUACUCAUCACCUACUUUAACAUAGUCUGUAUCUUUGCGCAGCCUCUCUACGGCCACCUAGUUGACCGUAUCGGACCACUCUACCCACUUUUGAUUACCACUAUCGUAGCAUCUGUCUCUAUCCUCACUAUCUGGGGCUCAGCAAAGUCAUACCCACCUCUCGUUGCAGUAAUGAUUCUCUUUGGAGCCUCGUCUGGCGCAUUUGUGGUGCUACGUAGCAGCUUUGCAACACAGAUUGUGCUCCGGAACAAGGCGUACAGUAAGACUACAUCGGAUCUGGAAAAGCGAAAAAACGAAUCACUCAUCUCGGGUAUUCUAAUGUCGAUCCGUGGAGUUGCAACGAUCGCGUCAGGGUUCGUGGGGAGAGCGCUUGUUCAGGGGAGUGAAGACAUACCUCUUGGAUCAGGAUACGGUGCGGGCAAGUGGAAGUCAUUCAUUUUCUUCACGGGUAUCAUCAUGGGAGCAGCCAGCUUGGGCAGUGUGGGCUUGAUCAGGCCUGCAAGGGUGCCAGAGCGUAACCUGAGGGGCCCCGACGACGAGGUUCUUUCAUCGUAG